This is a messenger RNA of Patiria miniata (bat star), 1218 nucleotides long. Its product is annotated as C-type lectin domain family 4 member E-like. Gene Ontology annotation, cellular component: external side of plasma membrane. Gene Ontology annotation, molecular function: carbohydrate binding. The coding region runs from base 386 to 1189 and encodes 267 amino acids. Gene Ontology annotation, biological process: biological process involved in interspecies interaction between organisms. The record is from RefSeq and is a predicted model, not a curated record. The transcript has a single exon. NCBI's taxonomy places the organism in Eukaryota, Metazoa, Echinodermata, Asteroidea, Valvatida, Asterinidae.
AAAUGGCGAUAGGUCAAUUUGUACCGGAAGCAUCAAGUCUCAAAAGGUCAGUGGAACACUCAGGUUCAUUUCAACAAUGCCAUGAAACUUUCCAUUCCAAAGAUAAUUUGACAAAGUGCCUCAUGCAUGACUGGCUAUGAGGGAUUGCGAUUGACGGGAAACUACUCCACAAAUAAUGGACAUUGCAUUGGUCACGUUAAAAUCAGAUUGUGCUGCGCUACUUUGGUAAUUUCAAGCUUUGAAAAUGUUUCCAUAUAAUGCCAUCGAGUAGGGUUGAUAGCUCCAGUGCGACUCUCUCCGGUUCUGUGAAACCUCUGGAUAUCAAGUCCAGUCUCUCAUCGGUUGAAUACUUGAAGUCAUUUGAAUUGUAAGUGAUCGAGUCAAAAUGUGCCUGUUCAGAGUUCUUCUUCUGAUGGUGGGUCCUGCUGUCACAGCAGUGGGUGCAGACAACUGCCCUUCAGCUGUUGUAGAUGCAUCUUGCCCACCCUCUUGGAUACUUUGGGGCCACUCUUGCUAUCGUUUGACGGACGCGCCUCAUCACUGGUACCAGUCAAUGCUGGCUUGUCAUGACAUGGGAGCCAAGAUGGCUGUUCCGUAUUCACCCCAGGAAAAUGAGUUUAUGAUGCAGAUGGCCCAAAACGAGACCAAGUACUGGAUUGGAUGCCGUGACAUAAUAAACGAAGGAACAUGGGAGUGUGAUGCACAAGGGGAUGGCGAACCAUACCUAAACUGGUGGGAUGGAAAUCCAGAGAACUAUGGUGACUACGAGCACUGUUUAAUAUCGCUACCUUAUUAUUACAACAACGGCAAUAUAAAUGAUCACGAAUGCUACACUUUCUUCAGAACAAUAUGCGUAAAAAAACAAGACAAAUGCAUCCAUCACCCAGUGCAACCAGCAUGUGGUUACCCACCAACCCGAGCCCGUAACUACUGCUUCACUACAGACGCUGAUGGACAGCUUCUCAACUCCUGCCUUCUGGAUCACGUCAUCGGAGAGUUUGUUACCAAGAGCAGCCCCCAGUGUGCCUCGGCCUGCAUCCUGGAGCCCAGAUGCCACUCCUUCAACAUCAAACACAACCACCAAGGACAAACAAUCUGUCAGAUAAACAAUGCGACUCGCUGCAACGACCCUGCUCAGUUUCAAGAGAUCGGUUCCUACUGCAUCUACGCCCAAGAGUGCAUCAACUAGUCAAGAGCAAACAGGCAAGAUUUUCUUCA